Messenger RNA from Myxocyprinus asiaticus (Chinese sucker), 6320 nucleotides. Its product is annotated as phosphatidylserine synthase 1-like. The transcript has 13 exons. The coding region runs from base 262 to 1608 and encodes 448 amino acids. Gene Ontology annotation, molecular function: L-serine-phosphatidylethanolamine phosphatidyltransferase activity. Gene Ontology annotation, biological process: phosphatidylserine biosynthetic process. The record is from RefSeq and is a predicted model, not a curated record. Lineage: Eukaryota; Metazoa; Chordata; Actinopteri; Cypriniformes; Catostomidae.
UGUUUUGACCCAAGUGUCUGCCAUCUUUGUGUCCCAUGCAUGCAUCGCUCUUUCAAAGCGCCUGAGUGUGUCUGAUCAGAGAUGCAUGCAUUUGACGUGUACAGAGCAGGACAGCACAAAUGCAUGUCAUCAUCGGGGUUGCACUCGCGCAGCACAACACAAAGAGCGAGCUGUCAUCAACAGUGCACUUGUAAUCAAGGUUAAGACACAGCGUCCGCGUACGGCUCGUAGACUCUGAGCAAAGAUGAUGUGAAUUACAGAAUGGAUUUCCGCAUGAUAAACGAGCAGCAAGUGGAGGAUAUCACCAUCGACUUCUUCUACAAGCCGCACACAAUCACAUUACUCACGUGCACCGUGCUCAGUCUGAUGUACUUUGCAUUCACGCGAGAUGAUUUGAACCCUGAUAAUAACCUCUGGGUGGGACUGAUCCUGGUCAUCUCCUUCUUCCUGGUCAUCAGUGUCCUCGCCUUCCCCAAUGGUCCGUUCACGAGACCUCAUCCAGCAAUAUGGCGUAUCGUGUUCGGACUGAGCGUGCUGUACUUCCUCUUCCUUGUCUUCAUCAUCUUCCUGAACUGGGAGCAGGUGAAGUCACUCAUGUACUGGCUUGAUCCAAAUCUGCGUUACGCCAAAAGAGAAGCUGAUAUCAUGGAGUAUGCAGUGAACUGUCACGUGAUCACGUGGGAGCGAAUCCUCAGCCACUUUGACAUCUUCGCCUUCAGUCAUUUCUGGGGUUGGGGAAUGAAAGCUCUACUCAUCCGCAGCUACGGCCUCUGCUGGACCAUCAGCAUCACGUGGGAGCUCACGGAGUUGUUCUUCAUGCAUCUUCUUCCUAAUUUCGCCGAGUGUUGGUGGGAUCAAGUGAUCCUGGAUAUUUUAUUAUGCAACGGCGGGGGAAUUUGGCUGGGAAUGACCGUCUGCAGAUUCCUUGAGAUGCGAACGUAUCACUGGGCCAGUAUCAAAGCUAUUCACAGCACCACGGGGAAGAUCAAACGUGCCGCUUUGCAGUUCACUCCUGCCAGCUGGACAUACGUGCGCUGGUUCGAUCCAAAGUCUUCUUUCCAGAGAGUCACUGGAGUCUAUCUGUUCAUGAUCAUCUGGCAGCUGACUGAGUUAAACACGUUCUUCCUGAAGCACAUCUUUGUGUUCCCAGCAUGCCAUGCUCUCAGCUGGUGCAGGAUUCUCUUUGUUGGAAUCAUCACAGCGCCCACUGUACGACAGUAUUAUGCGUACCUCACGGAUACACAGUGCAAGCGGGUCGGGACGCAAUGCUGGGUGUUUGGGGCAAUUGCAUUUUUGGAGGCGUUGGCCUGUAUUAAAUUUGGACAGGACUUGUUUUCCAAGACGCAGAUCCUGUAUGUGAUUUCGUGGCUCCUUUGUUUGGCUUUCAUCACAUUCCUCUGUCUCUAUGUGAUGGUCUGGUAUGCUGAGAACUAUGGACCCAGAGAGAAGAGCUUCUCGGAGUGCGAAGACAGUGUUUACGCUGAGAUGGCAGCUGACAGUGUGUCUGAAUGCAAAGGGGAGUUUGAGAUGUCUAGCACAACUUCACCUUCUAGAAGGAAAGGACAGGACUCUGGAAAAGUCAAACCCAUCAACGGCAUGGAGAAAUAAGUCAUUUACGGUGCCCUCCACAGGGUGAAAGAAGAGAGAACUUUUGCACAUUUGAAUUACUCCUGUCAAUGGAGGGAACACCACAUGACUGUUUACAGAAGGUGAGAUGGUCUCAGGUUUGGUCCAGAUAUUUCAAACACCGAGCAGUCUGGAAUACCGUCUGGAAUACCAUCAGAUAAUGAGCCCGUUUUCACUGUUAACAACUACACAGCCUGGUUAACACAUUUAAUCCUGACACAGUGCUGUAUUAUAUUUGUGUUUUAGUAGCAUGUGUGGCUCAUGCGUGUUUGCUACUAACAGUACUGUGUUCAAAGUAUUUUACGUCACAGUUUGUUUUUCAACCGUGUAUUAUAUGCAACUGAUUUCAAAUUAUGUCACUAAUAUCAAAAUGUUUCUACAGGUGUUCUCAAGUGAUGUCUGAUCAUGUUGUUUCAAGUCAACAUGAAAUGAAAAUGAACUCUUGUUUACUUCCAUAUGAUGCAUGAUAUUCUAAAUCAAAAUAAAAUGUUUGCCUUUAAUCAUUUACAAGAAUUUACACAGCUCUCUGGAAUACUCUGUUCUGAUUGGUCAGUCGCACCAUUCAGUGGUCUGACAUGUCUUAAUAAUGAGCGAACAUCUCGUAUCACUCAAGUAGUCAUGUAAUAAGCAGGAUAAUGAGCAGUCAGAUGGUCAUUUUUUAAAAAUAAACACCAACAGAUAUCCAGAGGUGGAAUUCAGCUGUUUCUGGAGACUCUGCAGUCUCUUUCUUCUCACAUAAUAACAUAAUUUCCACUUGUUUAUUUAUUUGGCAAGUCGUCUUGUAAUAAGCAGGAUAAUGAGUAGUCAGAUUUUCAUUUUCACAAAAUAAACACCAACAGAAAACCAGACGCAAACCAGAGGUGGAAUUCAGCUGUUUCUGGAGACUCUGCAGUCUCUUUCUUCUUGCAGAAUAACAUAAUUUCAACUCGAAUCAGUAAAUCAUUUCCAUUUCAAUAUUUAUUUGGUAAAUAUCCAUGUAACAAGUGGUAAAAUGUACAGUCAGACGGCCAUUAUCGCAAAAUGUGUCAGCCAGUCUGUAUUAUUUUAGUUUGCAAUAAUGCCUGGCUGAUUGUUCAUUAUCUGUUAUGUAAUAACUGAAAUUGCACUGCACUGGUUAAACAUCUACUAUAAUAGGGCUAAACAUUUAGGAUUUAUUCGUUGCCUGCAAGCAGUUUCAUUUUGUCCGAAUACACGGCUACUUUUGAAUGGUCGUCCAGUGCAUUUUGCGCCCAUAAUGGCAUAGUUACGGCACCUGACUAGUUCAUACUAACCAGCUAAAACCUUAUGCUUCGAUUACGGAAGUGAAAUGGGUUGUGAACGUCAUUUGAUGUUGACUUUAAACUACGGAGCCCCUUUGGGGACAGGGAGGGAAUUUAAGUUUUGCAUUCCCUCAUAAUUAUUAUGGGUUCCCUCGCAAUAGCUUUCUCCAUCUCUUACUAAAAUUAGCCAUAGAGUGCGUUAACAUGCACGUUCUUACACCAAUUAUGUCAGAUGGUUUCUCCUCACACUGUCAGCGCAUGUAAUACAAUGAGUACCGGAAUGAGACUUCAAUUUACAGGUGAUUGUACAAUAUUAAACUGUAUGUAAUGCUGAAUAUAAUGUACAAUAUUCCUAAGAGUCCUUAUAUUUGGUAGUCCUAAUAUUGCCAAAUGUAAUGAUUUCACCAGUAAAUUUAUACAAUGGCAAACAUUACUGGAUAAGCUUGCACGUAUUUUUGAAAAGAAUAGUUUAGACAAAUGUAAUCAGUGACAAUGCUAUUUUAAAACCUACAGUAUUAAUUUAAAAUACUUAAAAUGUAAAUAUUCAGUGCCAGUGUACAAGUAUCUAACAUAUGCAUCUAAUAUAAUUGCAUUUUUCAGCUGUGCAGAAUUAUUAAUAUUCCUAUUCUGGUGUCAGCAUUGCCCUCUGCUAGGUGGAUCAUUGAUGGAUCAUUUUACUCUUUAAUGAACAGUACUUUCUGUUAAGUUUAACAAUUAAUGAAAGGAACUGUUUUGCAUAUGUCCUGAAAUUAAUAAUAAUAAUUAAAUUAAAAUUUUUCAUGAUUCAGGCUUUGUUCAAAGUUUCAUGUGUAUAGAAUAGUGAAUUUAGUAUUGUAAAUCGAACCAAAUCCUUACGCAUUUUAUCAUUUCAGUUUUUUAUUAUAUCAUAUUUGAAUAAAAUACAGGGGGAAAAAAAACCCAGUUUUUUUAUUCGAUUAAUCGAAGAAAUAAUCGAAGAUUAAUCGUCGAAAUAAUCGAAGAUUAAUCGAUUUUCAAAAUAAUCGUUAGUUGCAGCCCUAAAUAGGGCUUGUUGUUUUACUACAGUAACCAAAUUUCAACCAUAAUAUUUAUGGUAAAACCAUGGAAAAACCAAAACUAGCCAAAAAACAUGGUUGCUACAGUUUGAAUUAAGUAACACAAUGGUUAGUUUGUUACAAGUGCCACGGUUUUUAAAAACCAUGGUUUCCAGCCAGAAAAAAAUAAAAUUCUUACAGAAAUUAUCCAUGGUUUCACUAGAGUAAAAUUGCAGUAACAAUAACUGUAGUAACCUUUUUCCCCCCAAAAAUUAACCAUGGUGUUUUUUGUGGGGCAGAAGGAUUGAUUUUUAUUACCAUUGCUUUGGUUUUCCUAUUAUUAAUAUGGUUUUACUACAAAAGUCACGGUUAAAAUAUGGUUUCUGUUGUAACACCAUGGGAAAUUUGUGGUUACUAUGGUUUUACCACAAAUACCAUUGUUUUACCAUGGUUACUAUAGUAAAACCAUGGUUAAUUUUUGUAGGGUAUGGAUAAAGCUGUUGCGAGGGAACAUAAAACUAUUUCAGAAAAUAAAUUCCCUCCCUUUCCUCUAAAGGGGCUCUGAAUUGAACAUUUAUAAAUAGAAAGGCCGAUUGUUCCUGUGUAUAUUAUCCAGACUGAAGCUGUUCAUGACUUUAGUUGAAUGUUACCAGGUUAAGCUGCUGUGGAAGGAUUUGAAUGAAAGUGAGGUAUUGUCCUAGAUUUCAGAGAAGCACAUGAUUCUGAGCUCUUUUUAGACUGGUAGUGGCUCCACUCAUGUUGUACUUGAAACAGGAUGUUUUAAUGUGUGAGAUUUUUAUUUUUAGUGAAUUCAUAGUUUAUGCCUCAAGUGAUUAUUCAACAGCUGCUGUCAUUUUUACUGAACGGACUGGAGAGGGGAUCAGUUCUGCAUGUCUGUGAAAAUAUCAUCUACGUGGCAUCUUGCAAGAGAAGUUUUAUCGAUAUCACCUCUGAUGUGAGUUUGUGUGUGUAAUGUUUGAAAUGUUCCUGGUCUCACCACGCACCUUUAAACCAGUAUUUAAGCCUUUUAGACAAAGAUGUAUCCGUUUAAUACAGAACAAAUGUGUGCCUGCAUGCAUGUUUCUUUUUUUUUUUUUUUUUUACGAACUAAACUGUUACGUUUAUUGCUUUGAUUUUGUGUGUGCAUUUGUGUGAUUUUUUUUUUUUUUUUUUUUUUUCAGUUCAAUGGGGCCCAGAAUUAUUUGGACACUUAAGUCACUCUUAAAAAUGUAUGAAUGUCUUUGUAUGAAUUCAGUGCAACAAGUGUAGUUCAGCACAUUAUCUAUCAACAUGUUCCACUAACGUUUAACAAACACAAUACUUUUUAUCUUCAUUUCAAUGCUGUAUCUAUAGUUUUAUCAUUUCAAACCUAACAAAUGUCUUUUUGUGAAAUGUUUAGAUUAAAAGUGCGCUUGUGCCACUGUUCUUUAAAAAUAAAUGGAACUUGCUUUCAUAUUUUUUGUUAUCUAUUGCAAUGACAGCCAGACAUUUUAAAGUGUGCCUUAAGUGAAUUUCUUUUUGUGGACACUGUAUAUGUGAUACAGACUAAUACAAUUUAAUUCUAGCAGUUAAGAUGUACAAAUAGCUACCACACCUGGAUUCGCGAGUUCCAAUCCAGGGCGUGCUGAGUGACUCCAGCCAGGUCUCCUAAGCAACCAAAUUGGCCCGGCUGCUAGGGAAGGUAGAGUCACAUGGGGUAACCUUCUCGUGGUCGCUAUAAUGUGGUUCUCGCUCUCAGUGGGGCGUGUGGUGAGUUGUGUGUGGAUGCUGUGGAGAAUAGCGUGAAGCCUCCACACGCGCUAUGUCUGCGUGGUAACGCGCUCAACAAGCCACGUGAUAAGAUGCACGGAUUGACGGUCUCAGACGCGGAGGCAACUGAGAUUCGUCCUCCGCCACCCGGAUUGAGGCCAGUCACUACGCCACCACGAGGACUUAGAGCGCAUUGGGAAUUGGGCAUUCCAAAUAAAAAAAUAAAAAUAAAAGAUGUACAAAUAGACGCUGAAAUGAAAUUUUUUGAGUCGCAGAGGCAAAAUUAUUUUGCCAAUGUCUAGAAUCUCAAAAUAUCGGCUGAUUUAUCGGUUGAUUACUUGUGUUCACAAUACAGUGUCCUGCAAUUUCCAAGCAUUCCGAGGAUAUGCUUUUCGUCAGGUCUGUAUUAAUGAUGAUCUGCUCACCUCAUGUUGUGUUUUGGAAGUAAUGCUACAAAUCCAUUGGACAAAACACUUUGUAAGAGAUUAUGUUUUUAUGUUUUAUGUGUUAUUUGUGUGUGUGUUUCUCUGUACAGCUGCUGUUAAACAUUACAUGCCUGUCUCUAUUCUGAUUUGUACAUUUCCCAUAAAUUGUAAAGUAAUCAGUGUUUGUCUUUUCAGUAAUUAAUACUUUUAGUUUUCAAUAAAGAAUGGCACAAUGUGACUGCAAAGAA